Molecule: messenger RNA, 1506 nt
Organism: Dioscorea cayenensis subsp. rotundata (Guinea yam)
Lineage: Eukaryota; Viridiplantae; Streptophyta; Magnoliopsida; Dioscoreales; Dioscoreaceae
Product: glycerol-3-phosphate 2-O-acyltransferase 6-like
Exons: 2
Coding region: 1-1506 (501 amino acids)
Biological process (GO): cutin biosynthetic process
Cellular component (GO): membrane
Molecular function (GO): glycerol-3-phosphate 2-O-acyltransferase activity; phosphatase activity
Source: RefSeq, a predicted model, not a curated record
AUGGGUGUUAUACGUGGGUUAGAACCAAUAAGCAAACAGAGCUCAAAAGGAAUUAAAAAUAGGUCUGAUGAGACGGUGAUAGCGGAGCUAGAUGGCGCUCUUCUCCUGUCCAGGAACGCCUUUCCUUACUACAUGCUCGUGGCACUUGAAGCUGGCAGUCUCCUCAGGGGAGUAAUUCUCCUGGUUUGUGUCCCCCUCGUGUACAUUGUGACCCUGUUCAUCUCUCGGUCCCUGGGGAUACAGAUGCUUGUCUACAUAUCCUUUGCCGGGUUGAAGAUCAAAGACAUAGACAUGGUGGCAGCGGCAGUUUUGCCAAAGUUUUACACCGAGGAUGUACACCCUGAGGGAUGGAAAAUGUUCAACUCUUUUGGCAAGAGGUGCAUAGUCACCGCCAACCCAAGAAUAAUGGUUGAGCCCUUCGUCAAGAGCUUCCUAGGGGCUGACAAGGUCCUGGGGACAGAACUAGAAACCACAAAGUCCGGAAGGGCAACAGGUUUUGUCAGCAAACCCGGUGUUCUUCUCGGGGAGCUCAUGAAGGAGACGCUCCAGCAAGAAUUUGGUGAUAACAUGCCGGAUUUGGGUAUUAAUGGAGAUGGAGAAACUGAUUGUGGCUUCAUGUCCAUGUGCAAGGAAGUGUGCCUCGUACCAAAUAAUGACGAUGGGAGAUGGCAGAGAGUACCGAUAAAGCAGUUACAGCGACCGCUUAUUUUCCAUGACGGGCGGUGGGUCCGGCGGCCGACAGCAAUGGUGGCACUGCUGACCUUCAUGUGGAUGCCCAUCGGCUUCAUUCUAGCACUAAUCCGAAUAUAUUGCAACAUUCCAUUCCCUGAGCACAUCAUCCGGUACAACUACAAGCUCAUGGGUAUUAACCUGGUGGUGAAGGGAAGCCCUCCGCCACCUCCAGGAAAAGGCAGGCCGGGCUUCCUCUUCGUGUGCAACCAUCGCACGAUGUGUGACCCAUUCAUCACCGCGGUGGCACUUGGCCGCAAGGUCAGCUGCGUGACCUACAGCAUCAGCAAGUUCACAGAGAUCAUCUCCCCGAUCAAAGCAGUGGCUUUGAGCAGGGAACGAGAGAAGGACGCCGAAAUCAUCAAGAAGCUACUGGAAGAGGGCGAUCUGGUGAUAUGCCCAGAGGGCACCACUUGCAGGGAGCCCUACCUAUUGCGAUUCAGCGCCCUGUUCGCUGAGCUGACGGACCAGAUUGUCCCCGUAGCAAUCAUUACGAAGCAGAGCAUGUUUCAAGGCACGACCGUGAGGGGUUGGAAGGCGCUGGACCCUUAUAUGGUCUUUAUGAACCCCAUCCCCACGUUUGAGAUCACGUUCCUAAAACCACUCCACAAAGAACACACCUGUGCUGGUGGCAAGUCACCCAUCCAGGUUGCCAAUUACAUCCAGCGACUUCUCGCCGCUACUCUCUGCUACGAGUGCACCAACCUUACACGUAAGGACAAGUACCUCAUGCUCGCCGGGACUGACGGUCGCGUUUCACCCAAAAAGGAUAUAUGA